Molecule: messenger RNA, 3938 nt
Organism: Caenorhabditis auriculariae
Lineage: Eukaryota; Metazoa; Nematoda; Chromadorea; Rhabditida; Rhabditidae
Source: the annotation of a GenBank genome assembly
AUGCUGGCCAGCCGAUUUGUUGUUCGCACGCGUGGUAUUUUUGCCGCCCCUACAUUCAUUUCUAGAGGUUUUUCGCGGUCCGUCGUCCCAAUGGCCAAGGCAAGACAAUAGUUAUUUUGAAUGAAAUUCGAGAGGUUUUCAGGUUCGUAAGGAGCGAGACACUUUCGGUGAACUCGAUGUUCCAGCCGAAAAGUACUAUGGAGCUCAGACCGCCAGGUUUGUUCACUUUUUCAGUAAUAGAAGCUAAAAUAUGAGAUCCUGUUUUUGGAAGCACUUUGUGAGUUCGAAAUUGAGAAAAAUUGCACGCAAACAUGAAAAAAAAAUUUUUUUUGACAAAUUUUUGGAUUUUUCAAAUUAGGAAAACGGGAAGUUUUUCAGUUAUUAUUUUAUGGUAUUCCAUUUAUUUCAGCCCGGUUGAUAUGAAUAUUAUUUUAAAAAAAUAAUGGAAGUUUCGAAAAACUUGAAAUUUCAUUUCCAAAGUUUUACAUCGCGUUUGGAUUUAAAGAUAUUUGUUUGAAAAAAAAUCUGUUCUUUCUUUUUAGAUUAUUCAUUCGCUCUCAACUUGAUCAUUUUUUUUUUCAGGUCUCAGAUGAACUUCAAAAUUGGAGGCGUUGAAGAGCGAAUGCCGAUUCCAGUGAUCCAUGCAUUCGGAAUUCUGAAGAAAGCUGCGGCCUUGGUCAGACCGGAUUUUUCUUCUUUUUUUAAAUGGAAAUAAGAGAUUGCAGGUCAAUACCGAAUUCGGUUUGGACAAGAAAAUUGCUGAAGCCAUCUCUCAAGCUGCUGGUUAGUAUUAAUUCUGAAAGAAAAAAUUGAAAAAAGCUCAAUUCUAAGUGGAAAAAAAUCAUAUUUGAAUAAUGCAGACGAAGUAGUGAGCGGCAAAUUGGACGAUCAUUUCCCCUUGGUAACCUGGCAAACUGGAUCUGGAACUCAGUCCAACAUGAACGUCAACGAAGUCAUUUCCAACAGGUUAGUUUCUUUUUUCCUUUUCUUCUCUUUGACUUUUCUUUUUAAUCUGUUCUAUAUUAGGGUAUUUCUGUGAAAUUAUCUUCCGGUUUCCUCAAACACAGAUGAUCAUUUUUUUCCAAUUUCUCAAAUUUCAUCAUUUUUAUAUUCUCCAGUGAAGUAUGAAAUCAUAUUGCAUUUAGAGAUUCAAAAAAAAGAGAGCUGUAAAUGAGUUUCUAAUUUAAUUAACCUAACCUCUGCUCUCAAAAAAAAAUUGUUUUGAUUAUUUUUGAUACGUUUUCUUUUGCAUUCUUUUUUCAAAAGGUUUGAUGGGUUGUGGGUUUUUUUUAACUCACUUCUCCUUUUUCAGGCUAAAGAUUGACAAAAAAAAAUUAAUGACUUUAUUAACCGUGUUAGAGUGCUUCUGGGCCAGAUUACUUCCAAAAUAGGUCAUCUGUUAAAACAGGAAAAAUGUAAAUCUUCGAUUCUCAAAACUGAAAUUUCGCGCAGAUAUUCACUAUAUGAUUUGAUUCCUAGUCCGUCAAAGAGUGGCCAGCACCUGUGAAAAAAUGUCUGCUCAUAUAAACUUUCUUCCAUGAAGGUCAUCUUCUGCUCUUUUAGAGCUAUCGAAAUUCUCGGAGGAGAACUUGGAUCCAAGAAACCCGUGCACCCGAACGACCACGUCAACAUGAGCCAGUCCAGCAACGACACCUUCCCCACGGCCAUGCACAUCGCCGUCGGUCGCGAGAUCAACAAUCGCCUUCUGCCGGCCUUGAAGCAGCUGCGAAAGUCGCUGAACAACAAGGCCGAGGAGUUCAAGGACAUCAUCAAGAUCGGUAGAACUCACACGCAAGACGCCGUUCCCUUGACUCUCGGCCAGGAGUUCUCUGCCUACGUCACUCAGGUAUUAAAGUUUCACUGUUUUCUGAAAUAUCGGAACAGCUCAUUUCACUCACAAGAGUAGAACUUCUAAGAACAACCAAAUUCUUUUGAUUUCUUCUUUCAGUCUCGAAAAUGUGCCGUGCCCUUGUGAGUCCUUUUUAAGGAAUAAAUGUUCGCCAUAUUUCAUUUCAUUUCAAGUGUUUAUUCGCCAUUCCGCAAUCUGCACGACAAAUACAAAAAAUAAAACAUCAAAUAAAUCUAACAGCUGAUCUGUGAUAUGAGUAUUUUUUUUAUAAAAAUCGAAAGACAGUUGUUACAUUUAAUAUAAAAGAGGCUGUUCGUAGUUUUUUUCGAACGUUUCAACUUUAUUCAAAGUGAAAAAUAAAGAAAAAAUUUUUAGAGCUUUUUUUGAAUUUUUUUGAAGUCUGUUUUUGAAAUAAAAUAAGGAAUAUAGGUUGACAACGGAAUCGCUCGCGUGGAGGCGACGCUUCCGCGUCUUUACCAACUCGCCUGCGGAGGAACUGCCGUCGGAACCGGCCUCAAUACUCGCAAAGGAUUUGCUGAAAAAGUCGCUGCGUCAGUUUUUAGAACUAUUUAUGAGUAGUUUGGAAAAACGUUUGACUUUUGUUAAUACGAAGAACUACCUGUGAAAAAAUCAUGCAACCUUUUUUUGAAAAGUUUUUUUCUAUAAUUGAAAACCAGUAUAUAAUAAUUCAAAAGUUUUUCAAGUUUGCUUUUUUUAACAGUUUUUCCUAAUUCACGUAAUUUUUUUAGUAAGGUAUCGGAAAUCACCAAUUUGCCGUUCGUCACUGCCCCCAACAAGUUCGAAGCCUUGGCUGCUCAUGACGCUCUCGUCGAGGUGUCUUAGAUUCCUCCAGAGCCAUAGAAAAGGAGAUAAUCAGGUCCACGGAGCUCUGAACACUCUGGCGGCGUCGUUCAUGAAGAUCGGCAAUGACAUCCGCUUUUUGGGCUCUGGUCCGCGGUGCGGACUCGGCGAGCUUUCGCUUCCAGAAAAUGAGCCUGGAAGCUCGAUUAUGCCCGGAAAGGUGAAUCCGACGCAGUGCGAGGCCAUCACCAUGGUCGCCGCUCAGGUCAUGGGAAACCAGGUGAGACUACGCGUGUAAAACUGAAUAAUUAAUCUUCGGGGUGACAGGUGGCCGUCACUGUCGGCGGUUCCAACGGACAUUUCGAACUCAACGUUUUCAAGCCACUUAUUGUUAGAAAUGUUCUGCAAUCUACCAGGUCAUUUUAAUUUUUGUUUUCCAAUCUAGAGUAUUCGUUUCUAUUUGUUUAUUCUGUUGCCAAUCAUCAAAUUGAUUUCUAAGUAUUAUAAAUGAACCAAGACAAAGUCCAAGAAGACUUUAUGAGUGACAAUUCUGUCUCACGUCGAAAAAUCUUUGUCAAGGCAGUCGGUUUAUGAAUACUACUAUUUUUUUCUGUUUUUCCAAAUAACUAUCCCACCUUUCUAUAAUCUUUUUAAAAAGUCUCAAUCAGUUUCAAAUUCAACUGAGGUACUCUCUGAACUCACACUGAAACUUCUGAGAUAGGGUUUAAAAUUACGAGAUGCAUUUUUUACGUUCCUCAGAAUUCAUGUUCAAGUGUUAUUAAGGUCUGUGAAAAAAAUAAUUACCAUCCAAAUUGAAAAAAAAAAACCUAUCUUUUUUAUCAUCGAUUCCAUUUCUUCUAAUUUAGCUUGGCUAAAAAUAUUUUUUCAUUUUAUUUUCUAGUGGUUUCCAUUGUAACUUUUCUACAGAAUUCUGGCCGAUUCAGCCGUUUCGUUUGCUGAACAUUGCGUCGACGGCAUCGAAGCCAACAGAGACAAUAUCGCCAAGGCAAUCGAAUGCCGGUUUCGACUUUUUGAAUAAUGUUUUCCAGAUUAUGAGAGAGUCUUUAAUGUUGGUCACUGCUUUGAACCCUCACAUUGGCUACGACAACGCCGCAAAGAUCGCCAAGGUAGACUCACGAAACGAAAAAUUGAGUGCUUCAAAACUCUGUUCCAGACUGCCCACAAGAACGGAACGACAUUGAAAGAAGAGGCCGUGAAACUGGGAAUUUUGACCGAAGAGCAGUUCAACCAAUGGGUCAAACCUGAGAACAUGCUCGGCCCCAAAUAA